This is a messenger RNA of Dufourea novaeangliae, 2000 nucleotides long. It is a transcript of the gene Sfxn2, whose product is annotated as sideroflexin-2. The record is from RefSeq and is a predicted model, not a curated record. The transcript is spliced from 9 exons. Gene Ontology annotation, biological process: serine import into mitochondrion; monoatomic ion transport. Bases 201 to 1181 code for a protein of 326 amino acids. Gene Ontology annotation, cellular component: mitochondrial inner membrane. Gene Ontology annotation, molecular function: monoatomic ion transmembrane transporter activity. Lineage: Eukaryota; Metazoa; Arthropoda; Insecta; Hymenoptera; Halictidae.
AGACCAGAACGAAAGAGGGGCUCUCCAGGAGUGACGCACGCGUUUCACGGUAAGCAGGCGAAAAAAUUAAUCUACGCUAUACAUAACACGUUACAUAACAACAAAGCCGUGCACGUGUCGUUCGACGGGGCAGCUGGAACGAGGUAAAAAAAGUCUGUUGAAGAAGGAUUGAGGCGACGAACGGUCCUCGAUUGAGAAAAAUGGGGGAAGAAAGGCUGGACCUAGACAAACCACUAUGGGAUCAGAGCUCGUUCGCGGGUAGAUGGAAACAUUUCGCUUGGGUGACUGACUUCCGAACCUGUACCGUUCCCGAGUCCGAGUUACUCAAAGCGAAGAAAUUAUGCGAGGACUAUAAACUUGGGAAGGAGCCAGCUGGUACAACCCGGGAGCAAAUCAUCUAUGCUAAGAAGCUUUACGAGUCGGCCUUUCAUCCCGACACGGGUGACCUGCAGAAUGUCUUCGGCAGAAUGUCCUUCCAAGUGCCAGGUGGAAUGGCUAUAACCGGUGCUAUGCUUCAGUUCUACAAGACAACCACGGCUGUGGUUUUCUGGCAAUGGGUGAAUCAGUCGUUCAACGCUCUAGUCAAUUACACGAACAGAAAUGCGAAUAGCCCGACGACGGAAUUUCAAUUAGGGGUGGCUUAUGCAAGCGCCACCACGGCGGCCAUGAUAACAGCAAUAGGAUGUAAAUCAUUUUGGGCGAAACGGGCCAAUCCACUUAUGGCGCGUUAUGUGCCGUUCGCCGCAGUCGCCGCGGCUAACUGCGUGAACAUUCCUCUGAUGAGGCAGAAUGAGAUCGGUAAAGGGAUCGAGAUCGCUGAUGAAAACGGCAACAAACUUACAAAAUCGAAGCUCGCGGCAGCCAAAGGUAUCAGUCAAGUAGUCAUCUCAAGGAUUAUUAUGUGCGCGCCCGGAAUGUUAAUUCUUCCACCCAUUAUGGAAAAACUGGAGAAGUACCAUUUCAUGCAGAGGAUCACACCUUUGCAUGGACCAAUACAAAUUUUAAUGGUCGGCUGUUUCCUGACAUUUAUGGUGCCCACAGCGUGUGCGCUAUUCCCACAAAAUUGCUCAAUUAAGUCAAGCACUCUGGAACGCUGGGAGCCCGAAAAUUAUGAGCUUCUGAAGAAGAACUGCGGAAACAGGGAUAUACCCGAGCAUUUAUAUUUUAACAAGGGUUUAUAAUGUACAAAAACUCUUAGUCGUGAUAAAAAAAAAUUUGAGGGGAUAGUUUCGGUCACCCCCUAUGUGUGGACGACACCGAAGUUCACGUAAUUUGUAGUUUUCUGCUGGUUCAGAGGAUGAAGCACGUUCCAUUGGGGAACACACGCAAUACCGGUUGACCGAUGACAAUACAUGCAUUUCGAGAAGUUUUUUAAUUCCGUUUAGGAAAAUAGAGGUAUAUUUUAUUUUUGAUCCUCGUUGUAUUACAGCACGCCACUUUGAUAUUUAAUUUGCAUUUCCAUCGCGAGUAAACUUGUAUCUCCUUCUGUAGUGAUUAACACUAUAAUCGUUGACUAUACAUACUGUUAAUUCGCGACAUCAUCAUACUCCCAUUCAGUUAAGUAAACAUACCAUUCGAUUAGUCAGGCGACGACUACGCAACUCUGGCCGUUAAAUUAUUAAUCGCUGGAGAUGCGUCUUAAGUCCUGAACGACUGUCCAUGUUCUAUUGUUAUUACUUCCCUGAACUGUUAAGUGAAACAAAAAAGUGCUGCCACGUAUAUUUUAGUAAUAUUACAAUAAACGCUGAAAAAGAUCAGUCUUUCUGUGAGUAAAUUAUUUCAUUCCCGGUCCGUAGUACAGUAACUGGCAAAAAGUGUUCAUCGUUUGAACAUUUCUCAAUGCCUGGAGAUUAUUGAACGCACUGAACGUAUACAUGAUUUUCAUGACAGUAGUUUAGGUUAACUCAAGACCUUUUGCCUGAGAUGGUAAGUUAAUAUUGUUAUAGACAUGGAAAAAAUGUUUAACACAGUACGUGGUCGUAUGUACAUGAAAGACUAUA